Messenger RNA from Sesamum indicum (sesame), 1422 nucleotides. Its product is annotated as plasmodesmata-located protein 2. Gene Ontology annotation, biological process: transport of virus in multicellular host; plasmodesmata-mediated intercellular transport. Lineage: Eukaryota; Viridiplantae; Streptophyta; Magnoliopsida; Lamiales; Pedaliaceae. The record is from RefSeq and is a predicted model, not a curated record. Gene Ontology annotation, cellular component: plasmodesma.
CAGCCAGAGCUACUAGGCACUUAAAAAGCCUGCUGCCACCCACAAAUUUCACACACCCAAAAAUUUCAUCUCCUUCUUACCCAAAUCAAACUCCCAAACUCUAGAAACCACCCACAACAAGAUUUCCACGAAUUCCUCACCAAUUUCGCGUGAUUUCAUUUUCAUCCAUGUAACAAGAAGAAAAUAUUCACCAAAUCUGGAAAUGGGUUCGUCUCGAUCUCAAUCCCUCUUCUUCUUCCUCCUCCUCAUUCUUUGUCUCUUCUCCAUUCUCUGCUGCUGCUCCUCCUCCUCCGACGACUCAAACUUGGUGUUUAAAGGAUGCGCCGACCAGAACUUCCAGGAUUUCAACGGGAUUUACAAGCAGGCAUUGAGAGGUCUGCUCGAUGGCUUAGUUUCUCAGUCUUCCGCCGCUAAGUUCUACAAGACGACUUCCGGCGAGGGAUCGUCGUCGUCCGCCAUUAACGGGCUGUUCCAAUGCAGAGGGGAUCUCUCAACCGGCGAGUGCAACAGUUGUGUGAAGAGGACUCCGGGAUUAGCACAGAAGCUAUGUGGGGAAGCGAUUGCUGCGAGGGUUCAGCUAAAUGGGUGUUAUUUGAGGUACGAGAUCGCGGGGUUCAGGCAGGUGAGCGGGUCUGAGUUACUGUACAAGGUUUGCGGGUCGACACGGGCGAGCGGGGCAGGGUUCGGUGACAGAUUGGAGAUGGCGUUGGGGGAAAUAGUGAAGGGUGUGGGGAGUGGGAACAGUGGGUUCUAUGCGGGGGCGUAUGAGUCGGUGUAUGUGUUGGGUCAGUGUGAAGGCGAUUUAAGCGGUGGGGACUGUGUGAACUGUGUAAAAACUGCGGUUGAUAGAGCUAAGUCUGAAUGUGGCAGCUCAAUUUCAGCACAGAUUUAUCUUCAAGAAUGCUAUAUCAGCUACAAAUACUAUCCCAGUGGUGUUCCCACCGACCAGCAAUCAUUUUCGCCAUCAGGGACAGGGAGGAAUACACAGAAGACAGUUGCCAUUGUGCUGGGAGGAGUGGUGGGUGUGGGGUUGGUAAUGGCUUGUUUAUUGUUCACAAGAUCAGCUUUCAAGAAAAAGACUUAUACUUACAAGUAUGGUGGAUAAAGGACAUAUCUGCAGAGGUUGCUUUAGAUUAAAACAAGGUAUAACAAAAUUAAAUUGGGGGCUGUAAAGAGGGAAGAUUUGCUUCACUUUGUGAAAAGAUGUAAAGUUAUCUUCAUCUCCAAGUUUUGUUAUUGUAGUAGUUCUUUUUGCUUUUCUCCUUUUCUGGGUUUAACACUUAAGAGCUGUCUAUUUCAGAAGAAAGAUAGUAGGCACUAGUGUUGCAAAUUGCUCCUUUAUGUUAGUGAAAAAGUGAAUGUAUAUCCACGAUUUAACAAUGCAUAUAUGAAAUGUAUCAUUGUGCAGUUGCUUUAUUAAAA